Molecule: messenger RNA, 723 nt
Organism: Aegilops tauschii subsp. strangulata
Lineage: Eukaryota; Viridiplantae; Streptophyta; Magnoliopsida; Poales; Poaceae
Molecular function (GO): protein binding
Source: RefSeq, a predicted model, not a curated record
AUGGGCCGUAGCAAAGAUAUCAAGGCUGACUUUCCCACCCUAAUAAGCCCGCAAAACUUGAGUGAAACAUCAUCUAAGCAGUGGGCAAACAUGUUGGCAACAGUGUGCGUGAUGGAUAUGUGGAUCUUUGUCAGGGACCUCACCGGCAAGAUCAUCACCCUCGGGUUAAUGGCAAAGAUGCAGAUCCAUGCCGAGAAGAUAGCAGACAUUGUGGCCGGAAAGAGUGGCAGGACCAUCGCUCUCGAGGUUGAUGGCUCAGAUACCAUCUACAGUCUCAAGGCAAAGAUUCUUGAUGAGGAGGCCAUUCCCCCGGGCAAUCAGCGCCUGUUCAAUGGUAAGAAGUUGCUGGAGGAUGAGUGUACCCUGGAUUACUACGGCAUGAAUAGUGAAAGUGUCCUGUAUGUGAGUUCUAGGCAGCCGAAGAGAAACAGGGUGCGUCUCUACAUCAACACUUUGAGAGGCAAGACCAUCACUAGUGUUACAGUCUGGAGCUCCACUAUAAUUGGCAAUGUGAAGGCCAAGAUCCACGAUGAGACGGGCAUCCACCCUUCCCAGCAGUGCCUCUUCUUCAACGGGACGCUACUGGAGGACGGCCGCACCCUAGAGGACUACAACAUCGAAACAGAGUCCACCCUCCGUCUCAAGCUUGCCAUUCCGGGUGCUCCCAGUCCCAGGUCUCAGCUUGCCAUUCCACUGCCAAGGGCAUCUCCAACAACCCAAUAA